This is a messenger RNA of Cylindrotheca closterium, 840 nucleotides long. NCBI's taxonomy places the organism in Eukaryota, Bacillariophyta, Bacillariophyceae, Bacillariales, Bacillariaceae. The record is from the annotation of a GenBank genome assembly.
AUGGUACGGAAUUCUCCAAACAAUUCCAAUGAAGAAGACAAUGUUCCACAUCAAGGGCCAAGGCCAGUGUCCCAUGGAAGAAAGGAGUACCGAAAGGCAUUGAACCAAAAGAGACAGACACUGAGCAACACUUUGAAAAAUUUGGUGAUUGAGAUGUUCAUGGACCCAGGCAGUGUGGAUCCUCCAAGACCCCAGGAGCUGUAUUCCCAAGACCGAGUUACUGGUAAGAUUACAGGGCUACGACAAAAUAGAGUGAUCUACAUUAAAUUCUUGAGGAAUUUUGGAAAAGCUAUUUAUGGUAAAGCAUUUAAAGAGGAGUGUGUGGUAAAAACAUUAUCCAGUUUCUUUCCAGAAUGUCUAGAGGCAUUUAUGGUGCUUGCUUAUGACAAUGGAUAUAAAGUAUGGAAGAGCAUAGCGGAGAAAAAAAUGGAAGGGAAAGGUGGUCCCACUGCUUCUGCUGGAGCUUCCGAGGAGGCUAGUACUACAUCAAGCGUGGGGGAGCAAGAAGAUAAUGAUACCACAUUCAUUGGCUUCAAAUACACAAGCAACUCAAGAGGUUCAAAAAGGUCGGAAGGGUGGAGCCAAGCUGGUUGCGAUCUGUAUGAUCAGUUGUGGGAUACCUUGGAGGAGCAGCGUAGGAACCCAACACUGGGGGAAGAGUUUGAGACGGCAUUCCUAAUUAGUGGAGAUGAGGUGAUUCAAACAACAAGGAGAGCUCGGAAUCGCCCAUUGAGAAAUAACUGGUCGGAUCUUGCAGGCUCCCAUGGCAAUACAACGCCAAUAGUUCAAGAGAGGGGAGAAGUGGUGACACCCCAAGCAAUGCAACAGGUCCAAAUUUAA